Messenger RNA from Pogonomyrmex barbatus (red harvester ant), 4888 nucleotides. RefSeq lists its product as uncharacterized. NCBI's taxonomy places the organism in Eukaryota, Metazoa, Arthropoda, Insecta, Hymenoptera, Formicidae. The record is from RefSeq and is a predicted model, not a curated record.
UUCCUUUUAUAUAAUCAAUCAAUAAUAAUCGUCGCGGAAAUAAAUUAUGAUCCAUUAAUCAAGGCAUACCAUUCGUGUCGAAUUAAGUUGCGCAAGGUCGCCCCGAGAGACGAAAGUAAGGUCAGCUGAUAGAAAUCAAUAUUCCCCGAAUCGUCGCGCAACACGGCCGCACCAAGACCACACCUUCGCUUUUAAUUCCAUCCGCGCUCAUUAAGCGGCAGGCAAAGGCAGAAAAAGAAAGCACAAGGUAUUUUCUCAUCGCGUUUAGACACGUCCGGGAAUUCGAGGCGGGAAAGCAUGGACGGCUGGAAGAGCUGGAAAAGAUCGGACAGCUCGUUUCUCUCGGCAUGGUACCAGCGCGUGAGAGAGUCCUACGUCGCACUCUGGUUCUUCGGGGUGUUUCAGAACAGCAGGACAAUGUCGACGAGCACCGUCCCCGGCGGCGGAGGCGGAGGUGGAGGUGUCGGCGGUGCCCUCAGCCUGAUGGGUUGCGUGAGGGAGGCCUCGCCGCCCCCUCAGAACCAUCAUCAUCAGCAGCAUCAUCAUCAUCAGCAGCAUCGCGCUUUUGGCCUCGGCGAGUUCCCGGCGACUCAGCCUAGCGUCGACCCUUUGCCCAAAGAACCAAAGAAGCGUCGUUUUCAUCCUCUACGUGGUCUCCGGAAAAUUUUUCGACGGAAAAGCCGCGGCGCCGCCGAUAUACGUUCCGUUUCCAAUUCAACCGAUCGGGAUGCAGAGUUGGCGCGCAUCCCACGGGAUGAGAUCACGAUGAGGCAUCCCGCAGGACGUCCCGAGGAAGCCCGCAGCAGAAGCGCCAGUGAGCUUCUUACCGAUUCCUGCGAUCGGGAAAGUGAACUACGCGUUCGAUCAUCGGAAAGAUGCAAUUUCCUUGCAUUUUUCAAGACACGUGGAUCUUUUAAACACGUUUUCCUCCGAAGAGGCGGAGUGGAAGACAACUUCGUCAAGUUACGAGGAGGUGCCGGCAAGUUGUCAGUGUCUCAUGACAGCGUUUUCCCGGGAGAAGUUCCUCACACUCGGCCUCUUUCCUCGCUGGCCAGUCUGGCGACGCUCGAGCGGAGGCAGGCCAGGAAGAGUAACGAGAUCAUCGAGCACAAGGAAUACAAUCAUCAUCAUGUCGCACAAAGGCACCGGAUAUCCCUUCGGGUACUCGAGCAAAUAAAAACGGUCAUAGAGAACCGGAAUCAGCUGGCCUCGACGACCUCGCCGGAUACGGCCAACAUAGCGCACGCUGCCGGCGAGCGGUAUCAGCAGGAAACCACCGAGAACCGCUUCACCGUCUUCGAGAGACACGGGGAGAGGAGCGGCGCGGAGGAGAAUCAGCAGACGAAGAUUACGAGACCAACAAAGGACACGCUCGAUCGAACUGUUCCGGUAGCCAAAGAAGAUUUACCGGAGUUAGAAAGCGCGAGCCUGAAUCACACGGCGGCGCAUCACCGGAUCUCCGUGCGUCCAAAGAAUCGACGUCCGCCGCGUCGCAUGACGCCAACGACGACACCGUCCAACGGUGCCAUGCCCAGUUCGCCAUCGAUACCACCGACCAUCGUCGAGGAUACCCUGGACAGUCUGGAGCAGCAAGAGCAACAGCAGCAGCAGCAGCCUCAGCCAACCAGUAACGCGUCGUCGCCGACCGAACCGCCCAAAACAAUCGGCGUGACCAGGAAGUCAUCCAGCCGAUUGUCUCGCAACUCCGACAUCUUCGAGGAGUUAGAGUCGAGGCUACCGCGAAAACCGAGCGCUACGUCGUUGUCGCCAGACAGCCUGGAUGCUACGACCGCGUCGCGAAGCAGCGCCGAGAUGACCGCCGCUACCGAGGAGCAGCAACAGCCGGAAGUCCGAUGGAUGUCGGUCGCCAGAAGGCCGUCCAAUCGGAUAUCCAAGGGUUCCGACAUGUUCGAGGAGCUGGAAGCGAAGCUACCGCGCAGGAGAUCUUCAUCGAAUCGAUUGUCCAAAUCGCCGGACAAUCUGGACUCAUCUCCCGGCUGUUGGUUCUCCAAAUCCACCGAAGAGAGUUUUGACAAGUUAGUGGAGUACGAAGAGACCGCGAAACCGGUGGCCUCGGUCAGGAGACAACUGCUGAAUCCGAUCUCGAAGUCUACCGAUCGCGUUUCCAAGUCGUCGGACAGUCUAGAAGCGAUUGAACCGCUCGCCAGCGACGAUUCGAUGGAGCGACGACGAAGCAGCUUCGACUUCCGGGCACAUAAAAGUUCAAAGAUGAUGUCCAAGUCGUCGGAGAGCUUUGACAUGCUCGAGCAGAGCGGGUACAUCGAGGAAGUCGGUCAAGAAUUGCAGAAGAGAAGCAGCGUGUCCGACAUCAAUCUAUCACGCGGCAGGAGACUAUCGAAGAGUAUCUCCAAAUCGUCCGAGAGCUUCGAGAAAAUUGACACGAGCGAGACGAAGGCGGAUGACGUCGAGGCGGAAUUGAUACUGGAGGACGACACGCCGAAGACGGGCGUCAGACGCUCGAGCAAGAGAAUGUCUUCGGAGAGUUCGGAUAAUUUAGACGUGGAGGACAGGCUGGAGAACAGGAGAGUUAGAAGAACGCCUAAAAGAGUACCGAGCACCAGCGUAGUAGAUGUAGUGUCUGGAGAUGAUCACGAGGGAGAGAAGCGACCGAUUCCUACCAGGAAACCAUCGAGGCUGCAGAAAUCCUCUGAAAGUUCAGAAUUGGGUAGCACAGACACCUUGGAUUCGGAGAGGAGGAAUAAGUCAUCAGAGAGCACCGAGACGCUGGAUAGUCUGGAGAAAGAUUUGGAGCAGGACAGGAAGGAGGAGGAGAUCACGGACAGUGUGAUAGAUAGGCGCGAGAAAAAUGACUCUUGGUCCAGCAGAAACAUACCAGCGACUGACUCUGAUCAAACAUCGAUGGGAGACGACACGGAAGAUUCCAAGUCGCUCAUCUCCGCCGAUAAUAAAUACUAUUGGCGCCAAUCUUCGGAACCGGUAUCUAAGGAUAAUUUAGGUAUCCAACAAUUAUUUGCCAUCACAAUAAUGACCAGAAUGGCCGACAAUGGAAAUAAUCAACGCGGCUCUGUCAUCUAUCCGAAGAAGAAGCAGCAAAUGAGCACGUCGCAGCCGACAUCGCCGGUAGCCAAGCAAGAGGACACGAAGAUGCUUUUUGACAAUCUGCUAGUGAGCAAUAAGAAUGAUGAGGAUCUGCAGAACAUGCUCAAUGGAAACAUAUCGGAGGUGUCGACCGACACCAAAAGCUUCAAAGAGAAACUUAUCAUGUUCGAGAAACUUGGGAAAUGAACGCGCAGCGACAGAACGAUUUAGAAUCGUUCUCUUGCGAUUCUCUUAAGGUUGCUUUGAUAGUGACUGAAGUUUAAUGUAGGGAGAGAGAAGAUACGAGAACCGUGAAAAGAGAUAAACGAUCUCGCUUAAUGCUUGAUAAAUACAUAUGUUCUAGAGUAGUGUUCUCGAUAUUGGACGAUCAUGAACGAGUAAAAUAAAAGAAUUAGAAUGCAGACUAACUAUUUUUCAUAGAGGACCUCUUUUGAUCAUCUGCAGAGCUGUGGACUUGAAAUAAUAAAAAAUUCAUUCAACGAGUAAUUGUACGGAUAAAAAUAGUAAAUCGCGGGAAAAAUAUUCUUUUAAAUAUAUAUAUAUUUAGAGAGAAAAUAAAAAUCUCUAAGAGAUAUCAUAAACGUUUGGUAUUUAGAUUUCUAAAUAAUUUGCUCGCAUAUUUGUAUAUCAAUUAAUCAAAAUAUAAUCAUAAUUAAUAAUCGCGGUAUCUUCAAAAAUCGAGAAAAACUCUGACCAUAUAGUAGGCCUUGCUUCGUCGUCGCAUCGCAUUUAUUAAAGAAAAAGAUUUAUUUGCGACGAUAAUUUUUAAACUCGCUUUUUAUACAAUUAAAAAUUGUAUAAAAAAACAAUUGAUGAGAUUAUAUCUGAUCGCGCAUGAUGUUCAUCGUCACGGAAAUAUAUUUGCGAAUACGCGUACAUUCUCGUAGGGAGUCUUAGUUCACUCGCAGAUAAUUGUACAGUAGUUUAGCAAAGAUGUGAUCCUCUCGGCGUGAUGCAUUUAUAAAUACCGUGUAUUAUCUCAUAUCGUGUAAAUAUGAAAAGAAUAUGUUGUACGUUAUCACUUUAAUGAUUAUGAAGAAAAAAAUAUAUAAAUAUGUAUCACAUUAUAGUAUUAACGUUGAUAAAUGUAGAAGAGACAUGAAAUGCGUAAGCUGUACGACGAUCUAAGAAAUGUUACGUACGUGCAAUUGUAUAUUUUCGCUCUCGAAAACUUCAUUUAUUUUAUAUAAACAAGAAUGUAUUAAUCUCCCACACAGAUUAUCUAGAUGGAAUGUGUAAUUCAAAUUACGCAAAACUGACCCAUAACUCCUCGAUGAAAUGUAUCACAAAGUGAUAUUAAUAAUACUUGGUCUCGAUUUAAUUAAAUGUCUACGAAAUAUUAUUAUAAAGAAGAUAAUAUAUAUAAUUGUGAAAUUAUCGGCAAUAGCAUGUGAUUAUUACAUUUUUCUUGCUGAGGCGUAGAAAAGGCUGUAUGGAGCAUAUCGUCUUAUACUCGUCGACUUUCGCGAGGGAGAAGUGACUUUUUAGUAGCCUUUCAAGUGCCUUACCGAACUGAAAUCAAGGAACAAUACGAAAUACGAUUGUAGGACAACGCGAAAACGUAUCGUCAGCCCCUUCCUCAGUUAUUCAAAUGAUGGACGUACGUUCCGGAUCCCGAAAGAUGCAAAGAUCGUCUCUUAGAAUAAAUAGGAAAACUGGAUUUUAACCACCACGUCUCACUGUAAUAUUAUGUAAUAUUAUACAGAAUAACAAGAGAAAUUCUACACACAGCAUACAUACACGCGCGCAUUUACACUGAACAGACUUUUCUUUCCAUUGAUGUAAAUAAAGCUGCCAUCGCAAAUUA